Molecule: messenger RNA, 1397 nt
Organism: Cajanus cajan (pigeon pea)
Lineage: Eukaryota; Viridiplantae; Streptophyta; Magnoliopsida; Fabales; Fabaceae
Product: B-box zinc finger protein 24
Biological process (GO): regulation of DNA-templated transcription; photomorphogenesis
Cellular component (GO): nucleus
Molecular function (GO): zinc ion binding
Source: RefSeq, a predicted model, not a curated record
CAACAUCUAAAUCCUUAUCUUCGCAUUCUCAAAUCUCAUCCAGUCACUACCUUUUCUGUGUUCAACUGUUUCUUCCAACAUCAAAUAUCAAGUGUGUAUAGUACUUCAAAUGUUAUGUUCUUCUUCUUUUGUUCUCAUCUCUAUACCAUGUCAUAAUCUUUCUAAACCGUUUUUGGCUUAACAAAACAAACCACUGUUUGCUAAAGGGUUCUGUGUAUCUCGAAUUUCUUUCACUGAAAAAGUUGUUCGCAUAUCGCUGACUCUGAGAAAAGGAAGGGAAGAGUAAUUAACAUGAAAAUUCAGUGUGAUGUGUGUGAGAGAGCUCCGGCAACAGUGAUUUGUUGUGCGGAUGAGGCAGCUUUGUGUGCCAAAUGUGAUGUUGAAGUGCAUGCUGCUAACAAGCUUGCAAGUAAGCACCAGAGGCUUCUUCUUCAAUGUCUAUCAAACAAGCUUCCCAGAUGUGACAUUUGCCAAGACAAGGCAGCAUUCAUAUUUUGUGUUGAAGACAGAGCACUGUUCUGUCAGGAUUGUGAUGAACCAAUUCAUGCAGCUGGCAGCCUGUCCGCGAACCACCAGCGCUUCCUUGCUACCGGUAUCCGAGUAGCCGCUAGUUCUAAUUGCACCAAAGAUAAUGAAACAAGUCACUUGGAGCCUCCUAAUAGGAAUGCACAACAAGUGUCCGGUUCCACCAAAGUUCCUUCUCAGCAAGUGCCUAGCUUCACUUCCUCUUGGGCUGUUGAUGACUUGUUGGAAUUAACAGGCUUUGAAUCACCUGAAAAAGAAUCUCUGCAAUUUGGAGAGCUGGAAUGGCUUACAGAUGAGGGUAUUUUUGGUGAACAGUUUGCUCAAGAAGCCUUGGCUGCAGCUGAAGUACCUCAGCUUCCAGUGACUCAUAAUGGUGGCAGUGUUGCCUCAUACAGAACCUCCAAGUCCUACAUGUCCCACAAAAAGCCUAGGAUUGAAGCCCUAAAUGAUGAUGAUGAUGAUGAUGAGUAUUUUACUGUGCCUGAUCUUGGCUAAGUACAUGGCUUGCCAUGCAUAUGGGUUGUUGCAUGCAUGAUUGGAUAAGAUUAAUUAUGGGAAAAUAAUUGUUUUGUCGAAAAAGAUAAUUAUUAUCCCAAAAUAAACUAUUUCAAUCAGACAUAUUGGUAUGUUGUAUAUUCAAUUAUUCAUACUUCACUAAGGACAAUACUUUUCACAAGUUGCGUGGACUGUGGAUUUGAUAAGUAUUGUACUUCAGGUGUUUUGUUGCUGGACAGCAUAGAAUCCAUGCCUUUGGGGAAUAAAAUUUCCUUGUCCUUAGUAAUUUGUUUAUGCUUCAUACACUUAAUUUGAUACGGUUGUUUCAUUUUGUUUGUUUGCAUCCCUAAUGCCUGGAAGAGUGUUUGUCCCCAUUU